AUGAAUGAAGAAAAUAGUAGUGGCGCUGGACCUAGCGUUCAAAUUAGUCCUGAGAUGAUGUUGGUUUUGGAGGAAAUGAGGAAUAUGUUGAAGACUAUUAGGGGAGAUCAAGAAAAUACGAAUACAACUAAGGUAAACACUGAUCGUGUGGAAGAACAAGAUAAUCCGGAGCGAGAAGGUGAGAAUAAACGAAGGUGUACUUACAAGACAUUUAAGGAUGCUGACCCCCCGAUAUUUAAAGGAGAUUUGGAUCCACAUGUUGCGAAUACAUGGAUAAAGGAAAUGGAGAAAGUGAUAGAAAUUUCUGAAUGCUUGGAUGAACAAAAGGUGAAAUUCGCAACACACUCUUUAAGGGGGGAAGCUGUAUUUUGGUGGGACACCGUUAAACAGACAGAAGAUUGCUCAACGAUGACUUGGACGAGGUUUAAGGAGUUGUUCUUUGAUAAAUAUUUUCCUACGUGUAUGAAAAAUGAGAUGGAGAUGAAGUUUUUAGGAUUGAAGCAAGAAGGAAUGUCUGUGUUAGAAUAUUUGUCUAAGUUUUUGGAGCUUUCUAGGUUUGCCCCUCAUCAGGUUAAUACUGAAGCUAGAAAAUGUCAGAGAUUUCAGGAGGGACUGAAACCUCAAAUUAGAGAAAGGGUUUCUUUGUUGGAAUUAGAGCAAUUUGAUAAAUUGGUUGGAAAAGCUAGGAUUGCAGAAAGGGAGUAUGAAGCUCGCACUCAAUUUUUCAACAACAAGAAAAGAGGAAGAGACACAGAAUUCGGCGGUAACUUAGGAUAUAAGAAGGAUGACAAGAAGUUUCAAAAGACAAAGAAAGAGAGUUUCCGGGGAAAUGAUAGGAAGACCACUAUACCGGAGUGUAAGAAGUGUGGACUGAAGCAUGGUGGUGACAUUUGUUACCGAGCAGAUGGGUUGUGCUAUAAUUGUGGAGAGAAGGGGCAUAUAGCGACUCAAUGCCCAAAGCCGAAAGUGAUUUCUUGCUAUAGCUGCGGAAAAUCGGGACAUGUAUCAAGGGACUGCCCACAAAAAGGAGUCAAGCAAGGAGUUGAAACUAAAGAAAAUAGGACUACCACAUCAAGACCUUUUCAGCAAUCAGCACCUAGGGCAGUGGCAAGAACCUACGCAAUGACGACUCAGGAUGCUGAAAUAUCGAAUGAGGUGGUGUCAGGUACGCUCCAACUUUGUUCUCAAGAUGUUCAUGUUCUAUUUGAUUCUGGAUCAACUCAUUCUUUUGUGGAUUUGAAGUAUGUGGAUAAGUUGAAUACUCCUGCGCAAAGUUUAGAUAAUGCCCUACUAGUAAAACUCCUUAAUGGAUUUUGGAGUGAUUUUGGGAAUGGAUUGGUUGACAAAGUAUAA
Molecule: messenger RNA, 1353 nt
Organism: Daucus carota subsp. sativus
Lineage: Eukaryota; Viridiplantae; Streptophyta; Magnoliopsida; Apiales; Apiaceae
Exons: 2
Coding region: 1-1353 (450 amino acids)
Biological process (GO): proteolysis
Molecular function (GO): nucleic acid binding; aspartic-type endopeptidase activity; zinc ion binding
Source: RefSeq, a predicted model, not a curated record